CGCUUCUCAAUCUUGACUCCUUCAACCUUGCUUUCAUUUGUCCAUCGCGCAAGCAUGGAAGAAGAACGAACAACCACAACAACAUCAGCACCAGCAAGCGACAAUGCUUCGACAUCUUCACCUACAGAGCACAAGCACCCGCUCCCCUCAAUCCUCAAGUCCUCUGCCCUCUUCCCUCCCUCGUCCUCACGCCCCGGUACGCCAGAUACGAGCAGCAUACACUUCAGCUCGGGCAAUCAUCCCGAGCAUGUGCCCGUUGCCAACAGCAGCUCAGAUGGUGUAGAUGGACAGGGUCACCAUAGCGACCCAUUCCGCUCCAUUCACCCUGCGUCGAGACCUUCCUCGCUGCGAAGGGUCAGCGAUGAUUCGUUGAGCAUUCUAGGGAGCCAGGGGGCAACGCCUUCACCUGCUCCUUCACCAGCGGCACUAGAUGACUCUGCUCAUCCUCAUGGUAUCCUCAAGCAUAAAAGCCAGCCCAACUACGGUGGUAAUCCCGGCACAGGGCCAGCAUUGUCCAAGAGUCGCACCUCAAGCUCCGGAGGCUUGAGCGCAGAUAUCAAGCCAGGCUAUGAACGCAGAGUGGGUUUCGACUCAAUGAUAGACGCAGACGAGACGGCUUCAGGCACAUUUGGCUUCACCCUUCAAGUCAAAUCUCACGGAUACCAGCGAACCCGCAACACACGCACAUUCAUGUGUGCUGUGGACCGCAACUCGUACAGCGAACGCGCCCUCGAGUGGCUCAUGGAGUCCCUCCUAGAGGACAACGACGAGAUUGUCACCGUCACUGUACUUGAAGGGGAUCCGGAUGAGAUCGAUCAGGAGCAAGCGCGCGAUGCAGCGAGGGAACUCAUGUCGGCCAUUUUGACGCUCAAUGAGGAGGUUAGGGAUAGGAAGAUCAGUAUUGUUGUCGAAUUUCUGGCGGGAAGGGUCACAAGCACCAUUGUGCGAUUGAUACACAUGUACAGGCCGGACAGCUUGACCAUCGGGACGAGGGGGAGGACGCAUAAUGCGCUGCAGAAGCUGAUGGGCGGGGCCAUGAUCGGAGGGUCGAGCAGAGAUAUUCUCCUUAGGUCGCCGGUGCCUGUUGUGGUCGUCCGCCCAGAAGCAAAGGUAGCCAAGCACCUACGGGAGCGUCAGGCCGACCCCAAGCGACGGAGCUACCAUGCACUCGUAUCCAAGGCAGAGGACAGCGAGCUCCCUCUGACGAAGCCCAAGGCACGCGUUGCUCACUCCUCGUCGAGCUCGCUCAGUCAUCUGCUGCAUCAUGGCAACGAUGGCACUUCCUCGCCCUCGAGCAAUAGUAGCGCGACCAGGGCGAAGGAUGAUAGCGGUGGUGUGGUCAGCAGCUUGUUCUCGAAUCAUUCAAGAAAUCAGUCGACGGAGACCAAACCGACGACGACGACGACGUGAUGUAGAGCGAUGACGGUCCUCGCCUCUGCUGUGUCUUUACUUUACCCCUUUCAUCAUUCGUUCUUCCGGGUGCCUGCAUUUCCCUGUACAAUACCAUUCACUCUUCACUGCGAUGCCCUCACAC
This is a messenger RNA of Jaminaea rosea, 1534 nucleotides long. RefSeq names its product adenine nucleotide alpha hydrolases-like protein. Lineage: Eukaryota; Fungi; Basidiomycota; Exobasidiomycetes; Microstromatales. The coding region runs from base 55 to 1410 and encodes 451 amino acids. The transcript has 3 exons. The record is from RefSeq and is a predicted model, not a curated record.